AUGUCUCAAGGAAACGUGCCAAUCUCACUGCUACUCGAUGGUGGCCAACGACUGCCGCCCUCGCAGAUCCAGAACCGUCCAGACCCUGCCUAUUCCCAAGGCCAACCUCCAAAUGGACCUCAAUCUGGACCUCCAUCCACAGGUCACCCCAGACCAAUGCACAACCUCAUAUCUCAAUACCAAGCGUUCGUGGGCACUCCAAUUGGCCAGCCACCAGCGAAUCUGCGCAUGGCAACCAACAACGUGAUUGUUAUCGAAGAUGAAAAGGAUCAGAUGGAUUCCAGAGCAGCAAGAGUCCACGGUGCUUCGACCGCCGCCACCGGUGCCCAUGGUGCUUCUAAUCCACCAGUUGAGAUGCUGGAAUAUGUCAAGAACUUCCAGGCACAAUUUCAGUACGAGUCUGCGCCUCACUCACAGAUUCCACUACCGUAUACUGUCGUGGCUGAGAAACCUUCACCCAAACCUAUAAAACCGGCGGUUUCCACGACGCCAACGGUGUUGCCAAGCCGAACAUCCAUUAACUCGCUUAUCAAUUCCGAUGAGUCGCCAAUGCCGGCUUCGGCGCCGGGCCCACUGCCUGCUGCUGCCGUGCAACCAGAAAAGAAGAAAAGAGCAAAUCAAAAAGCUGACGGACCCAAUAAAAAGCCAAAGUUGGAAGCUGCAAAGAAAGGCCUCAAGGCAGAUGUGAAGGCCGAGACGAAAAAGGGUGGAAAGGGUAAGAAAAAGACGCCUGAAGUGGCAUUGCCAGCUACUGAAAAGCCAACUAUUCAUCCUACAAUGACUACAGAUAAGGUCAAGGCAGCACAAGCAGUGGUGAAGCUCGCAUCUCCAGCGUUCAUCGAAGCGAAAAAGGAGACCACCGACACAGUAGACAAUGCAAGCAAUGAUGCUACUGUUUCCAGUAAGGAUAAGGAGAAAGAGACCAAGGAAAAAGAGAAGCCAACAGAGAGGCCGGUGAUUGCGCUUGAGAUUCCAUUGCUAGAUCCCAAGAACCCACAACCAGGCCAAGCGGAAGCCGUCAUCAACGUGUUAAAGCUUGCUGAGGACAAGUAUGGCUGGAAUGUAAUCCAUCCCAAUGCCAAAUCGGCAAUCGACUUAAUGGAUGAGAUUCUAGAUGAUGAAGAAGAUGGCGAAGAAGAUGAGGAUGAUGACUUGCAGGUGGUAGAGGACAAGCUGAACCCACAGCCGAAGAAGAAGGAAGAACUCACAGAGGAGCAGCUAGUGAAAAAGCACCAGACUCGAAUGAAUAGAAAGGUUGGCAAAUACGAUUACGAGGAUCCGUUCAUUGAUGAUGCCGAACUUCAAUGGGAGGAGGAAAUCACAACCACAAAAGAGGGUUUCUUUGUCUACUGGGGUCCCUUGGUGGAUGACAAGUCUACUUCGGCCACCACCAAGAAAUCUUCCGGCAAGGGAAAGAAGUAG
Molecule: messenger RNA, 1422 nt
Organism: Sungouiella intermedia
Lineage: Eukaryota; Fungi; Ascomycota; Pichiomycetes; Serinales; Metschnikowiaceae
Source: the annotation of a GenBank genome assembly